Pestalotiopsis fici W106-1 is the source of this 462-nucleotide messenger RNA. RefSeq lists its product as uncharacterized. Bases 1 to 462 code for a protein of 153 amino acids. Gene Ontology annotation, molecular function: protein histidine kinase binding; histidine phosphotransfer kinase activity. Lineage: Eukaryota; Fungi; Ascomycota; Sordariomycetes; Amphisphaeriales; Sporocadaceae. The transcript is spliced from 3 exons. Gene Ontology annotation, biological process: phosphorylation; phosphorelay signal transduction system. The record is from RefSeq and is a predicted model, not a curated record. Gene Ontology annotation, cellular component: cytoplasm; nucleus.
AUGGGCAGUGACAGCUACGACGGAGGAGAUGCCAGUCUCCCUGAUCUCGGAGACGCCAUCGAUGCGGUGACCUUUGCACAGAUUUUGGAAAUGGACGAGGAUGAUCCCACCCGCGAGUUCAGCACUUCCAUCGUUGAAGGCUUCUUCGAGCAAGCUCAGGAGACCUUUGAGAAGAUGGACACGGCCUUGGAGGAAGAGAACUUGGAAGAACUUUCCAAACUAGGACACUUUCUCAAGGGAUCUUCAGCAACUUUGGGCCUUACCAAGAUCAAGGACAGUUGUGAGAAGAUCCAACGUUAUGGAAAGAAGGAGAAAGAGGAUGGAUCGCCCUUGGAUGAUGAAAAGGUCUGCCUGGAGAAGAUCACAAAGACCUUAAAGGUGGUGAAGGAGGAGUAUGAAGAAGCUGAGACAGUCUUGAACAACUUCUUCAAGAAUUCACCUCCCUCAACAACUUCGUCGUGA